AUGUACAGUAGUAGAAAUUCAAUCUUGCUUCUCGGAAUUACUAUAUCCAUACUUCUUCUUUGGUGUACAGUUCAACCAUCAUAUGCUGAUGCAAAUGAAGAAGAACAUCAUGUUAUUGAUAAUACUGAAGAAGAUAAUAAUAUUGAUGAUGAAAUUAAUGAUUUCGAUAAUUUAUAUCGCCGUGCAUCAUUACGUCCUUAUGCUUUACAGCAACGUGCAUCACUUCGACCAUUUGCUGGUAAACGUGCAUCACUUCGACCUUUCGCUGGUAAACGUGCAUCACUUCGACCAUUUGCUGGUAAACGAGCAUCAUUACGCCCAGCAAGUUAUGUUGGCAAACGAAAACGUCGAAAUGUUUUAUUCUAUGAUGAAUAA
This is a messenger RNA of Rotaria sp. Silwood2, 375 nucleotides long. The record is from the annotation of a GenBank genome assembly. Lineage: Eukaryota; Metazoa; Rotifera; Eurotatoria; Philodinida; Philodinidae.